This is a messenger RNA of Acyrthosiphon pisum (pea aphid), 4513 nucleotides long. RefSeq names its product signal transducer and activator of transcription 5B. Bases 509 to 2626 code for a protein of 705 amino acids. The transcript is spliced from 16 exons. NCBI's taxonomy places the organism in Eukaryota, Metazoa, Arthropoda, Insecta, Hemiptera, Aphididae. Gene Ontology annotation, molecular function: DNA binding; DNA-binding transcription factor activity. Gene Ontology annotation, biological process: regulation of DNA-templated transcription; signal transduction. The record is from RefSeq and is a predicted model, not a curated record.
AUACUGAAAUUGAUUGAUUCUGCAUUUCUGCAGGCAGCAGUAAGCAAUUUUUUACCUUAUUAAUUUUAGUAAAUUAAUUAUUGACAACUAACUGUACCUACUGCCAGUUAUUGCUUUUAACAAUACGUGCGAACGUAACAUCCUCUCAAUUUUAUUUUGUGCGUUUUAAGUUAUUUUAUUUGAUAUUGUAGCGUGUACAUAUCGAGAAAUGUGUACUUAUAUAAAAGGCUUUUGAGGCAGAAAACAAGUGCGCACUUAAGCCCUUCCCAAGUAUAAGUAAGUAGUGUCUCCGAUUACGGCUUGGGAAAAACUUCAACAGAAUCUACAUGGAGAAGACUUUCAUCAGAUUUAUAACGAUCAUUUUCCAAUUGAAGUGAGGCAGUUGUUAUCCCCAUGGUUUGAAACUAAAGCUUGGACUGAAAUUGAUCCAGAUAAUUUAGAGCAUGAAGGUUAUAUUAAAGGUUUAUUUGUGUCUUUUGUGGAUGAAUUAGUAUCUAAAGCUAAUUCUAUGGUAACUAAUGAACAGUUUGUCAGUAAACUGAAACUAAUUGAUACAGCAAAAUUAUAUAAAGAAAAGUACUCUCAAAACCCAAAAGAGUUGAUAAGAAUAAUUAAAAAGUGUUUGGAAUCAGAAUCCAUAAUGGCUCAACAAAAUAAUUCUCUAAUGGAAGUCAAUGUAAAAUCUUCUCAAGAAUUAGAAAACAUUGAAAUUACGCAACAGAUGGACUUGAUAAGUAACCAUAUUACGCAUACAAAUGAGAUUCGCAUUACAAUCCAAUCGGACAUUGAUUCUUUUAAUAUUUUAUACUCUGAAUGUUCUAAAUGUUCUCAACAUCUACAACACAUGAGAAAUCAAAGAAUGAGCAUUCCUCAAGGACCCGAAAUUGAACGUAAAUUAAAACAGGAAAAAGAAUUGUAUGAAGGACAAUUAAAGACUCAAUCAUUAAGUCUUAACAAUGCUCUUUGUGUCUACAUAAACAAACUUAACGAAUCAUUAAAUUUGCUCAGCCCUGUUCAAGCUCAUAUUAUUGAUAAGGCAUUAAUUCAGUGGAAACGUGAACAACAGUUGGCUGGUAACGGAUAUAAAUACAUGAAAGAUAUAGAUGUCAUACAAACUUGGUGUGAGAAAUUAUGUGAUUUAAUAUGGAUAACUCGUUCACAAAUUAAAGAAGCUGAUCGUUUCAGAGUGAAUUUGGGUCGUUAUUUUGAAUUACCUCAGUCUUGUGAAAUAAUUAAUACUCUUCUUGAUAUGACAACACAAUAUCUUUCAUCAUUAGUGGCAAGUACUUUUGUCAUCAUAACUCAACCACCUCAAGUAUUAAAAACUAAUACAAGAUUUGUAGCUGAAGUUCGUCUAUUAAUUGGAGGAAAACUCAAUAUUCAUAUGACAUCACCUGUGGUUAAAGUAUCUAUAGUCAGUGAAUCUCAAGCGAACCAAAUAAUUGGAAGAAAUAAACCAGAUGGAGAAUCUUGUGGUGAAAUAUUAAACUGCACUGGAAAAAUGGAAUAUCAACCAGUGCAGAGACAUUUGUCAACCAAUUUCCGAAGUAUGCAACUAAAGAAAAUUAAGCGUACUGAAAAAAAAGGCACAGAAUCUGUUAUGGAUGAAAAAUUUUCGAUUUUAUUUUCUUCCAAAUUUUUCAUUGGUAAUGAACUCCAAUUUGAGGUGUGGAAUUUGUCAUUACCUGUGGUAGUUAUUGUGCAUGGGAAUCAAGAUCCUCAUGCUUGGGCUACUGUAACUUGGGAUAAUGCUUUUGCUGAACCUGGCCGUGUUCCAUUUAAUGUUCCCGAUAAAGUACCAUGGAGAAAUGUGGCAGAAGCUUUAAACAUGAAGUUUUCUGCAGCUACAGGUCGUGGUCUCUCAGAAGAAAGCUUGACAUUUUUGGCAGAAAAAGCUUUUAGAAUGCAAAAUGUGGAUUUUAAUCAUAUGGUUUUGUCAUGGUCACAAUUUUGUAAAGAACCAUUGCCACAAAGAAGUUUCACAUUUUGGGAAUGGUUUUAUGCCGUGAUGAAAAUAACUAGAGAACAUCUAAAAGGUCCUUGGACUGAUGGUGCCAUCAUGGGAUUCAUAAGGAAGUCUGAUGCAGAAGAGAUGUUAACAAGAUAUGCUACGGGUACAUUUUUAUUAAGAUUUUCUGAUUCAGAACUAGGUGGGCUAACUGUUGCCUGGGCUGGAUCCAAUGAUUCAGAUGCCUAUAGUUUACAUCCUUUCUCAGCUAAAGAUUUAUCAAUUCGAAACUUGGCUGAUAGACUAUUGGACUUGCCAUAUCUUACAAAGUUAUAUCCUGAUAUUGAUAAAAAUCAAGCAUUCGGAAAAUACUAUACACAACCACCAAAUAUUAGCACACCUGUUACAAGUAAUGGAUAUUUAAAACCAUUACUAGUUACGCAUGUUCCUGGUUGGGGCGGACCUGGAACCAACGGACAAGGAAUGAAUAGCUAUCCAAACACUCCUCAGAACCACAUGUUUCAUGUAAACAGCCCUGGAAAUUGUAGCAUUAGAGAAACGUCAUCAGUGCACAGUGAACCAGUAAAUAAUAUGAUGGCAUUUGGAAAUGAUUCCUUAGAAAUGGAUUUUUCUUCGAACUUAAAUGACAUAUCGCAUGUGGAUGAAGCGUUUUUUUAAAAGUAAUUUAGAUAUGUUAUCUUAUAGUCUAGAUUAGGUAAACCAUUCAAUGUCAUAAUGAUUAAAGUAUGCAUUAAACUGCUUGUGUUAGUGUGAAACUUUGAUAUAUUUCCUUAAUUUUUUUUGUUUAUAAUUUUUAGUAUAUAAAUUAUUGACAUACAUAUUUUACUCAAUUGUUAUGAACAAACCUUUUUCAAACCAAUUUUAGUGUAUAGUUUUAUUAUUAUUUUUUAUCAUUGAUUUAUUAUUUCUUUUAUUUGAAAUAUGCAUUUAUUAUUAUUACCUUAGAUUAAUUAUUAUUUGUGUAUAUUAUUAAAAAUAAUUUUUGUGAUCAUCAAGUCCUUAUGGUGCUUAGUUAACAAACUGCUUCGUUUCGCUGUUAUUACUUAUUUUAUUAUUAUUAUUAUUAUUAUAUUUAUAUUUAAAUAUUAUGUCAAAACAUUAUUCCGUCAAUAUUGAUCAGGUAAUUAUUUUGGUUUUAUACUUAAAUAUAUCUUUAGUAUGUAGUUGUAGUUAUUCGUAUGUUGUUAUUUGCAUUGAUGUAUACAUUACUGUUAAAUCACUUAGAAUGUCUGCUUUUUUUUUAUAUAGCUAAUUUCAUUUUUGAGUAAAAUAAUUAUCGAUGUUUUUCACCUUUUGUAUCAACUAUUAUUUCUGAAUUUUAAAUGGUAACUUUUUUACUUUUUCAUACAUUUUUUUUUAAUACAAAGUGUGUACAACAAUGGUAUUAGUCAAAUUGACAUUCUUGGUGAUUUUCCUUGAAUAGUUUGUUUAUAAAACAAUAAUGUACUUAAAAACCUAUGGUUUCUUAUGUUUGAACAAUUUUAUCAUCGAAAUAUUUUUACAUACACAAUAUUUUAUUAUUAUAUAAGUAUAUUUGUAUUGUUUAUUUAUUAGAUCAUAUAUUGUAAUUUUGUAUUCAAAAUUAUUUCCUUACUAAUUUAAAUAUUAACAUACUCUUACACAUUUAAUUUAAUGAUAUAGUAUGCACAAACUUUAUAAAUUAAAUUAAAUUUGAAUAGAUAGCAAAUAGCAAUGUAUAAAAAUAAAUAUUGAAUUUUAUCUUUUAUCCUAUAAAUUGUUUGUUCUUGUUUUUUUGAAAACUUAACUUUUUAUAAAGUUUGUUCUUAAUACUUAACUAGCUUCAUAAAAUUUAAUUAGUUUUAAUAUUUAAAGGGGAUUGAUAGUGGUUAUUUACUUGUUAGUUACACUAAGACAAUUUUGUAUUCAUGCAUUUUGAUUGCGAGAACUAAAUGACUAUUAACUAUUAAGAAUGAAUAGAUAUUUUUGAAACAUGUACCCAUAAACAUACAUAACAGUACAGUUACUUUUUCAAUCAAUAAAAAUUUGUUAUGUUAAUUUCAAGAUAUUAAUUGACUUAAAGAUCCAAUAAAAAUGUUUAAAACCAACUCGAAUUUGACUCUUUUAGUGUGGCUACUUACUGAAGAUUGUCUUUUCACAUUUUGUUUUCAAUAAAUAAUAAUAAUAAUAAUAAUAACUUAGAGCAACUAAGAGGGUAAAAUUAAAAGUCAAACUCAUUCAAAUUUGUAUAAACUUAAAAAAUUUUAAGAAUUCUAACCCAAUCUCCUUGGGUUCUCAAGUGGUUACUUAUUGCCUUCUUGGUAAUACCUCAUUACCAUGAUCAUUGGAAUAAAAAUAUGUAGUACUUGAUACGUGUAAAAAGCUGCAUUCAAUCCCUUUCAUUUAAUUUAGAAUAUAUAUUUAAUGAAUUCAAAUUGUUGCUUUUCAAAAACGUAUGUUUGUUAUGUUUUAUAAUAAUUAUGGUUUAUACUUAAAUAUGGAUGUAUGUAUUAAAUGUGUUUUUUUAACAAUGAGGAAAUACCUAAAAUUGUAUUUUUUAAUUAAAUAUUGGUGUUUAUAUUUUAA